Molecule: messenger RNA, 1443 nt
Organism: Vollenhovia emeryi
Lineage: Eukaryota; Metazoa; Arthropoda; Insecta; Hymenoptera; Formicidae
Exons: 1
Biological process (GO): DNA integration
Molecular function (GO): nucleic acid binding
Source: RefSeq, a predicted model, not a curated record
AUGCACGGGCCGAAAUUCUUACAAGGGGAUACAAGUUGUUGGCCUAACAACGUUUUACAUCAAGAUGACAGCGAAACCGUAGCGGAUCCGGAGGUGAAGCUGACAUCCAAGUCUAUUGUAUGCAACAUUGGUUCAAGCGAUCCACUAACGUCCAGAUAUUCCAAUCUUAAUCGACUGCUGAGAGUGACGUCAUGGAUUUUACGAUUCAUCAACAAUGUUCGAGGAUCGUCCACAUCUAAGGUUCUAGGACAACUACAAGCAUCAGAGUUAUCCAAGGCUCUCGAGGUAUUAGUACGGCAGGCACAAAGGAAGGAUUUCGAAAGGGAAAUUAAUCUAUUAACAACCGGCGCAGAACUCCGCAACAACAGUUAUCUAACGCAUUUACGACCUUUCUUAGAUGACAACAGCGUCUUACGAGUAAACGGAAGAUUGCAUAAUGCAGAUAUAAACGAGGAUCAACGGCACCCAAUGUUGCUAUCAAGCAAAAAUCCACUCAGUACACUUCUUGCGCGACAUCAUCAUGCGUCCAAUUUACAUGCGGGUCCUCAAGCACUGUUAUACUCCCUGCGUCAACAAUUUUGGAUUUUAGGAGGACGGAAUUUAUCGCGAAGGAUCGUGCACGAGUGUGUAAGGUGUUUUCGAGCGAGGCCCAAGUUCAUCCACCAAUUGAUGGGUCAGCUACCUCCUGCCAGAGUCAAUCAGACUCGCCCAUUUUCAAAGGUAGGCGUGGACUUUUGCGGACCAUUUAUCUGUAAGCCAAGGGUUCGCAGCAAGGCCUUACUCAAAACCUACAUUUCGGUCUUCGUCUGUUUUGUGACCAAGGCGAUCCACCUGGAGGUGGUCACAGAUCUAACUACGGAGGCGUUCCUUGCGGCGCUCAGGCGCUUUAUCUCUCGUAGAGGGCGAUGCUCAGAUAUCUACAGUGACAAUGCAACUAACUUUGUAGGAGCAGAUCGCUCACUCCAGGAACUGAAGAAUCUGUUCGAAACUCAACGUCACCAAACAACUUUGCACAACGCUUGCUCCGAGGAGGGCAUAACUUGGCACACCAUACCACCCAAUUCGCCUCAUUUUGGUGGAUUAUGGGAGGCUGCCGUCAAGGCUGCUAAGCACCAUCUUAAACGUGCAUUGGGCUCGAUGUCUUUCACCACCGAAGAGCUUAAUACCGUAGUAAUUCAGACUGAGGCUUGCCUGAACUCGCCGAUCACACCUAUGUCUACUGAUCCAGCGGACUUAGAAGCUCUCACGCCAGGGCAUUUUCUGGUCGGAGCUCCUUUAAAUGCUCUGCCGGAACCAGAUUUGACGGAUAUCAACCUAAACUGGCUGUCGAGAUGGCAACGAUUGCAACAGCAGCUGCAAUUAUUCUGGAGAAGAUGGUCGACGGAAUACCUCUCGGAACUGCAUUCCCGUGCCAAAUGGAACCGGAAGCGAGACAACAUAAAC